This is a messenger RNA of Mycena indigotica, 468 nucleotides long. RefSeq lists its product as uncharacterized. The record is from RefSeq and is a predicted model, not a curated record. The transcript has 2 exons. NCBI's taxonomy places the organism in Eukaryota, Fungi, Basidiomycota, Agaricomycetes, Agaricales, Mycenaceae. Bases 1 to 468 code for a protein of 155 amino acids.
AUGCUCGCCGCCGUAGGUCCCGAUUGCAUGUGGGCGUAUAUAUACCGGGUCCGAGUCAGUGCCCAGACCCAGCCGCGAUUUCCGUCCUUGAGCGCCACCCACACCUUCUCAUCUCCGCUCCUCAACACCAUGCGCUUCGCAAUCGUCAUCGUUGCCGCCUCCUUGCUCGCUACGACCAGCGCGAGCGUCAUUCGUUUCCCUUACCUUCAGCCCCGCGCUUUCGCCAGCGGAGAGCCUGAACCGCACGCUGACGACCUGGCCGUCCGCGACUUCGCCAGUGGAGAGCCCGAGCCCCAUGCCGGCGAUCUAGCCACGCGAGACUUUGCCAGCGGAGAACCCGAGCCGCAUUCCGGCGAUCUUGCUGUUCGUGAUUUCGCGAGCGGCGAGCCAGAGCCACAUGUCCACGACCUUAUUUCCCGCGACUUCGCGAGUGGCGAGCCGGAGCCGCACGCAAAUGACCUCGCGUAG